This is a messenger RNA of Amblyraja radiata (thorny skate), 1588 nucleotides long. RefSeq names its product cyclin-dependent kinase-like 1. The record is from RefSeq and is a predicted model, not a curated record. The transcript is spliced from 8 exons. Gene Ontology annotation, biological process: protein phosphorylation. The coding region runs from base 1 to 936 and encodes 311 amino acids. Gene Ontology annotation, molecular function: protein serine/threonine kinase activity; ATP binding. Gene Ontology annotation, cellular component: nucleus. Lineage: Eukaryota; Metazoa; Chordata; Chondrichthyes; Rajiformes; Rajidae.
AUGGUGGGAGGUGACUGUGCGCGUUUGGCCGCUUCCAUCAUCAUUGCCUUUGUGUCCCAACAGAAACUCAAGCACGUGAACCUGGUGAACCUGCUGGAGGUGUUUCGGUACAAGCGGAAGAUGCACCUGGUCUUUGAAUAUUGUGACCAAACCGUGUUGAACGAGUUGGACAAGUACCCCCGGGGGGUGGCCGAGGACCGGGUCAAGAGCAUCAUACGGCAGACGCUAGAAGCCGUCAACUUCUGCCACAAGCACAACUGCAUCCACAGGGACGUGAAGCCGGAGAACAUCCUCAUCACCAAGCACGGCGUGGUCAAGCUCUGCGACUUCGGCUUUGCACGGAUCCUGACUGGGCCCGGAGAUGAGUACACGGAUUAUGUGGCGACACGAUGGUAUCGAGCCCCGGAGCUGCUGGUUGGAGACAUCCAGUACGGCCCGCCCGUGGACGUCUGGGCUAUAGGCUGCGUCUUCGCUGAGCUCAUCUCCGGCAACGCCCUGUGGCCGGGCCGCUCCGAUCUGGAUCAGCUCCACCUCAUCAGCAAGACACUGGGGGAUCUCAUCCCUCGCCACCAAAAGAUCUUCAGUUCCAACCAACAAUUCAGGGGCGUGAACAUUCCCGAGCCUGAUGUCCUGGUGCCGCUGGAGGAGAGGUUUCCACACAUCUCCGCUCAGGCCCUCCACUUGAUGAAGGCCUGCGUGAUGAUGGACCCGGCAGAACGGCUGAGCUGCGAGCAGUUGCUGCGGCACCCACACUUCGACAGCUGCCGGGGGGAGAUGGAGGGCCGGAGGGAAGCGGAGAGGAUGAGGAGGAUGCAACGCAGACGCCCUCCAGGGCCGCAGUACCUGCCGCAGCUAACGUGCAGCAACAUCCUGCCGGCGCCGGAGAAUAAGAAGCACCACCGGCAGAAGUACGACCACCACCUGCCCAACAUCUGACUAUAUGGCAGCAAAAACCAGCCAGCCCAGCCAAACACCUAUCUGUACAACCACACCUUCCCCAGCAAGUGGAAAUCCUGACAUCACCUUCCAAGCCCAUUCUGCGUUUGGGGACUUGGUCACUCAGUUUGUGCGGGGGGAGUGUUGAAGCAUGCCGGCUAGGGACCAAUGCGGACGUUCUGGUAGCAGCUGAACAAACAGGAGGUUCUGGCAACAACCGUACCUAACACACUCUGAAGAAGGGUCCCAACCCGAAACGUCACUUGACCAUUUCCCUCCAUAGAUGCUGCCUGACUUGCUGUUCCUCCAGCACUUUGUGUUUUGCUCAAGAUAGCAGCAUCUGCAGUUGCUUGUGCCUCCUAACACACUCUCAGAUGGACUUCACCACUGGGAAGGCACAGUCCAGGCCACUGGACAAUAGACAAUAGACUCAUUAUUAGUCAGUCUGAAAAAGGGUCCCUACCUUAAACAUCAUCUGUCCAUUUCCCUCCAGAUGUUGCCCGAACCACUGAGAUCCUCCAGCACUUUGUUUUUAUACAUUAUUGGCCAGACCAAUUUAUUAGUUUUGUUUAGUUUAGAGAUACAGCACGGAAGCAGGCCCUUCCAGCCCACAGAUUCCGCGCCGACCAGCGAUGCCCCACGCAUCAACACC